Acanthopagrus latus (yellowfin seabream) is the source of this 1224-nucleotide messenger RNA. RefSeq names its product leucine, glutamate and lysine rich 1 (gene lekr1). The transcript has 6 exons. The record is from RefSeq and is a predicted model, not a curated record. The coding region runs from base 315 to 767 and encodes 150 amino acids. Lineage: Eukaryota; Metazoa; Chordata; Actinopteri; Spariformes; Sparidae.
CUGGACAGCAUGGAGGAGGAGCGACUGAGGGAGCAGAGAGAGGAGCUGAGGAGGGGGGGCCGGAGGAGAGAGAGAAAGUUCUGAGUGACGCACUUCAAAAGGCCAAUAAAAAUGUAGACGAGCUGAGAAAAUACCUCCAACAGCUGGAAGAGAGGCUGGCAGUAGCAGCUUCCACGGAGGAGGCAGAGCGGUUACCCGGAAAAGAAAAGCAGCAAGGUGACAUUCUCAGCAGCAGGGCCCUGCGAGCGACUGUCUCCACGCUCCAUUCCUCUCGCCGCGAGCUCACAGACCCAAGGGGUUUCCUCAGUCAGCUGAUGGAUGCCUGGCAGGCCUUCAGAUCUGAGAUGCUGCAGCAGAGCACACUGGUGUUCUCAGUGAUGAAAGACGAGCUGAAGCAUUCCAGUGUGGGUUUUCAGACAAUGAAAAAAGAGAGAGAGCACCUAACUCAGCAGCUGAUCUUUCCCACGAUCCCUGGACUCAUCCCACUAAUUUUCCCCCAAAUCAUGCUCUUCCUCCGCUUCAUUUCCGGUCUCCACCUCCUUCGAUUCACAGAGAGGUUAAAAGGGGAGUUUGAGGAGAAAAACGAGAUGUGGUUGUCGUGCCAACGAAGGUGCGACACCGCAGAGAGGCAGCUGUCGUCAUUGCAGCAGAGAGAGGAAGAAAUAAACCGGAACCGCUGUGCAGCUGAAGAGGAAGCGGUGCGAUUGAAGGAAGUUGUGGAGAAGGUCCAGCAGGAAACGGGAGAGCUGAGGAGAGAGAUGUUGUGAUUGUGAUAUCGGCUCUGCUCUGCUUACAUCGACAUUUAUUUUAAUAUCUUGUUAUUCAUCUGAUUCUUAAGCUCCAGUUAUAGGCUGGGACACAAACAAAUCUGUCUUAGAGGCCCUUGAUAUCUCUGUCAGCUUCCAACCAUGUGAGAGAAAGUCAUACAUUUUCACAUUUCACUUUUGUGCUAAAGUUAGAACAGUUUGGAAUAGUUAACUAUUUCACUGAAUCCAUGUCUCUGAUUCAAACAUUCUCCUGGUGCUGGUUCUCUGAGCUCCCAGUCUAAGCAGAGACAGUUAAUAGGACUGCUAGCUGUGCGGCUAACUGAGCUAACUAGCAGCAGUUGGCUUUGCUUUGGUGACUGCAGUAUCUUUACAUUAGGAAAGCUGUAAAAGUAGGCAUCUGUCUUGUCUUUUUCACUGCAACCCUGCAUCAAGAUCUGUUAUUAUAUUUCUUCAAAAA